AUGCGCCAUGAGACCGCGUCCAGCCAGAGGAAGGGCCCCGCCUUGCGCCGCCGACCCGAGAGACCGCCGUCCCCACAGCCGGGCCCAUCUGCACCCUGGCACUCCCCUCGCUCAGGUCCAUCUGAGGGGUCACCCGAGCCCAGGCGCUCACCUCACCUAGGUACCUCUGAGGAGUCAUCACGCCCGGGUCGCUCGUCCAACCGGAGGAAAAGCGCUGCCCCGCGCCGCCGCCCCGAGAGGCCGCCAUCCCCACAGCCAGGCCCGUCCGCGCCCAGCUGCUCCUUUCGCCCAGGUCCAUCUGAGAAGUCAUCACGCCUGGGUCCCUCCUCACGCCCGGAACACUCGGCCAGGAUUCGGCGUUUUCGCCCCGGUACCAAGGCCUUGAUGGAGAUCCGCAAAUAUCAGAAGAGCACCGGAGUCCUCUUGCCAAAGGCACCCUUCUUUCGCCUGGUCCGUGAGGUGUGCCUGACUACCUGCAGACGUGAUUUCAAGUGGCAGGUCUUUGCUCUAAUGGCGCUUCAGGAGGCGGCCGAGGCAUUCAUGGUGCUCCUGUUAAGCGACGCCAACCUGUUAGCCAUGCACGCCAAGUUUAAUGCGCAGUUUCCUCGGAUUGGCCCAGUUCUGUGCAAAGUUUGUUCCCCAGUUCGCCACAAUAACGGCACCUCUCUGGGACCUCACAAGGCAAGACGCUGA
Corythoichthys intestinalis (scribbled pipefish) is the source of this 693-nucleotide messenger RNA. RefSeq names its product histone H3-like centromeric protein A. Lineage: Eukaryota; Metazoa; Chordata; Actinopteri; Syngnathiformes; Syngnathidae. The transcript has 4 exons. Bases 1 to 693 code for a protein of 230 amino acids. Gene Ontology annotation, cellular component: nucleosome. Gene Ontology annotation, molecular function: structural constituent of chromatin; protein heterodimerization activity; DNA binding. The record is from RefSeq and is a predicted model, not a curated record.